AUGCUACUGGGGGAGGCGAAUCAGGGCAGCGUGCCCCACCCCCCAAAGAGGGACUCCUUGGACAGCACAGAAGAAGGGCAUAAGAGGAGGAACAAGGUCAUCAACGACAUUUUCCAGCUGGAACUGAAAGACAUCCUAAAAGAUGUUUCCAGUGAAAAAAAAAUAGACGACACCAUCGAUUUUGUAAAUGACAAAAUAAACACACUAAACAAUUUUAUCAACGAUAUAGCUAAGGAGAAGUAUGAGUACUUUUACAAAUAUAUUGACCAAAUGAGCAAUGCGAGGAAAUUAAAGAAAUGGAAUUCGGAUGAUUUAGAGGAGGUAGGGAGGAAAUAUAAAGCAAGUUACGAAUCUCUUAGGGAGAAAAAGAACAAAGUUUUGUCUUUAAUAAUAGAGAAAAGGUGUUUAAUUGAAAUUGAGAAGGUUUUAAAAUUAUACCAAGUUAUCCAUGUAGAGGUAAAAAAACUGUGUGAUGCCAUGAAAGAGAAGAACAUUUGGGGGGUCUCUCCAAUGGAUGUGAUAGACAUGAGUGCCUCCAAGGGAGAAGAACUAUUCAAUGUACAUGACCUGGGUCAAAGUGCUCUCCACACGAGUGGACAGGGCAUGAAGUACCCCAAUCUACUGACCAAUCCCGACUUUGAUACCCUGGAGAGUUAUUUAAAAAGGAUAAGCAGUAUAAAAAGGUUCAUUGCGCAGCAUAGUGUGGAAAAUAUAUCCAUCGUGGCGCUAAGGGUAAAAAAGAUGAAGGCGUAUGAGGAUGGAAUAAUAAGUGUGUUCGUACAGUAUUUGUCGGGCGAUUUUUUUAAGGACCAGAAUUAUGAAAGCAAAGUAAAGCAUUGUUUAAAUGCAUUUAAAAAUGUACAUGCUGAAAAGGAGUGUUUAACGAAAAUAAUAAACAACAAAAUUGAGGAAGCCAAUACACACAUUUUGAAAAUACAAAAUUGGGGGCAAAACGGAAAAACAAAUUUAUACGCAAUUCUACAGAAUUGUAAAAAUGGCAUCGAUCAGAUAAACUACCUCAAUGAAAUUAUUAAAGAGAAUUAUUAUAUGGAGGAGGAAAUUCGGAUGGAAAAAUUGAAAGGAGAAAAAAAAACUGGUGAUAAUAGGAAUAGUUAUUUCAAUGCAUGGGAAAAGGACACACACAAAUGCAACACUGUACAUGUGUACACAGAUUUUUAUCUUCCCUACGUUAAUUUACUAAUAAGAAGCAAAAUAAACCAGCUGGUGAGGAAGGAAGACAUGCUAUUUGUCCUAAAUUUAAUAGGAGAAUUUGUGCACGUUGUCCAGAAGAAGAUCGAUAUGAAGGCACACGCAAAAAAAGAUGUCCUUUUAAGUUUGUUCAACAGAGAAUAUGAAGAAAUAACUUUCACUUCUAUGAACAAACUUAUCAACUUGGUGGAACUUUUAUUCCAGAAAGGAAAUAUAAGAAGUGCCAUGGAGUACGAGAAUUAUUAUAACUUUCCUACCAUUUUUGAUAUUAAAAAUUAUGUACAGGCAUUUUUUAAAGAACUUUUUACGCACGUUUAUUAUCCACACAUUUUUCGAAAAAUCAUCGUCUCUUGCAACAAUUCGCUCCUUCUCCUGAGUAACAAUUUGAAUAACUUAAAGCAAAAUGUGAAUGUGGUCAUAGACAUGGAUACAAAAAAUAAAUUUGUAACCAUCGAUUAUGUUCCAAAAAAUCUGAAAUAUAAUUUGGAGCUUUUCCUUAUUAGUAGACAGCUUUUGCGGUACUUAAUUUGUGCUUUGGCCAAAUUGAAGAGAAAAAUUGUGCGGAUAAAAAUGGAUACUUACCGGGGGAGGAGUUUCCGUUAUGGGGCGGGAGCGUCAGAUGAAGUGUUAGGUGACGUGAAUUUUUUUGUGAACAGUUCGGUAGUGCUGGACGAUGAUGAUUCCGCAGGGAAAGAUUUAAUCACCCUCUCCUUUGACGAAUCAGUGGAGGAAUUUUUCAACUCACAAGACCAUUUAAAUAAUUACUUCGGAGAUGUUGUGCUAUCCCCUGAUGAUGGUGUAAAUGACGAUUUUAUGGAGUGGGAAAAUUACGGAGAAAAAAAAGAAAAGAAGGAAAAAAAAAACGCUGAAAUGAAUAUGUCGUUUGAAAGGACGGACCACAAGGAGGACAGUAGCAUAUCAUGUAAUGCAGAUCAACCCAGUGGCUCCUGUCCAAAUGAGACCACACAAACGAACAAGUGUGCUGAAAUAAACGUGGCGACUUUCCAAAUUAGCCUCUUCAGUGACGCGAAAUUUAACUCGUUUCACUCAAACGAUUCGUAUAACAUUAAUGAUAAUGACGGGAAUUACGAAAUUACUCCCUUUUUCAUUAAGGAUAAGGAAAACAAAACAAAAAAAAAUUAUUUCGAUUUAAUCGAAUUAGAAAAAGGAUUAUGUGAAUUGAACAAUGUUGUUAAUUCUUGUAUUUACGAAUGCUUUGAGUCAUUUGAGAAGAAAUCUGUUUGGUACUUUAAAAAUAAUUGUAGCGCCCUGGGUACACCUGACGUUUUUUCCCUCUUCGACCAGUUAUGCGUUUAUUUUAACGAAAAAAUAGUUCAGUGUGUACCGACAUACGAGUGCACGCAGAUGAUAAAAAACGUGAUUAACCGAACUCUCAUUUAUUUAAUUGCUUUAUCUUGUUACUACUCAAUUAGCGGAAUGGACGUGUACCUAUUUAGAUACUACGAAUCACUACAGAAAAUUGCAAAUGGUGCAACGGAGGCUUCCCUGCAUUUCGGUUACAAGUUGUGUAUGCUCUUUAAAAAGUCGGUUGAUAUGAAGGCCGGACGGGAGGCUUACGAAGAGGUGCCGACGUUUUUCCUACCCGUGACGUUUGUGAUUUUUCACGGGGGGCGGGCUAUCGUAGACAGCAUGGGUAUGACGGACGAUAAAUUCAUCAACCUGCUGAUUGACCACUUGAGGAAUCCAGUGCAGGCAAUGGAUGGGAAGGGAAGUAACAUCAGCAGUUAUAACUUAAACUUUGUGUUGAACAAAUUUGCCAAAAGUGUGUUAAAAAAAAAUGAACAAUCUGUGGAGGGAUCGCAACUGGAGGCGGCGAUGGAUAAGCGAUACAUCCCCCACAUAUAA
Molecule: messenger RNA, 3075 nt
Organism: Plasmodium fragile
Lineage: Eukaryota; Apicomplexa; Aconoidasida; Haemosporida; Plasmodiidae
Exons: 2
Coding region: 1-3075 (1024 amino acids)
Source: RefSeq, a predicted model, not a curated record